UGCGCAGGCGCAGUGGGGGAGUAUUGAGGUGGGGGUAGCAGUCGCGUAUCAAGUUGCGCACUGUCCGGAUAGAGAAAACCCGAGCGUUGAGGGUCCGGACUCCAACCUGCUCCCCGCUACAUCCAUUGAAGGAGAAAAGUUUAUGAAUUGGGUCCCCAAGUUUUGGGGGACCCGUGCUUACUGCGCUGGGGGACAGAGGAGGUGAGUAGGAGCGGUUCCACCAGCUUUCCCUAUGGAUCCCACCCAGCCUGCAGAGGACCUCAUUCUGACCCAGCAGUCUCCCACCCCAGAACUUGGAGACCCUGAAGACCAUGGUAUUGAAACCCCGGAUGGCUCAGACACUGUAGUCCUUAGCCUCUUCCCCUGCACCCCAGAGCCUGAAGCAGAUGCCAGUGUCUGUUCACUACAGGGCAGCUCCCUGAAGCACUCUACGACCCUCACUAACCGGCAGCGAGGGAAUGAGGUCUCGGCCCUGCCAGCCACCCUAGACUCCCUGUCCAUCCACCAGCUUGCUGCCCAGGGGGAGCUGAGCCAACUGAAGGAACACCUGAGGAAAGGUGACAACCUCAUCAACAAGCCGGAUGAGCGUGGCUUCACUCCCCUCAUCUGGGCUUCUGCCUUUGGAGAGAUCGAGACCGUCCGCUUCUUGCUCGAGUGGGGUGCCGACCCCCACAUCCUUGCCAAGGAGCGGGAGAGCGCCCUGUCGCUGGCCAGCAUGGGUGGCUACACGGACAUUGUGGGGCUGUUGCUGGAGCGUGACGUGGACAUCAACAUCUAUGACUGGAAUGGAGGGACACCACUGCUGUACGCUGUGCGUGGGAACCACGUGAAGUGUGUUGAGGCCUUGUUGGCCCGGGGUGCUGAUCUCACCACUGAGGCAGACUCUGGCUACACCCCUAUGGACCUCGCCGUGGCUCUGGGAUACCGGAAAGAUGCUGGCAGCAAGUGUGUUCAUGUUAGCAGACAUGGAGCACCACUGUGUCCCUGGCCCGAGCACAUCCUGGCUCUCGGUGCUGUUACCUGAGAGGAUAGACAUACCAGUGCAUACCAGUAACCAGAGCCAUGAGGGGGAGCAUAAGCACCGAGAAGCCCAAAGGAGGCCCCAACCCAGCCUUGAUGGGCAUCUGUCUUAAUGUACCUUAGUCCAUUUUCUUUUGCUAUAACAGAAUAUCGGAGACUGGGUAAUAUAUAAUAUAAAGAAAAGAGACUUAUUCUGGCUCAUGGAUCUGGAGGUUGGAAAACCCAAGAUUGGGUGCCCUCAUCUGGUGAGGGCCUCAUAUUGCUGCGCCUCAGUGGAAAGUAGAAGGGCAGCGUGUGUGUGUGUGUGUGUGUGUGUGUGUGUGUGUGUGUGUGUAUAUGAAACAAAACAUGAAGGGCAGCCUUGCUUUAAAAUUUAAAACAACCUGUUCUCACAGUAAACAACCCAGACCCAUGAUAGUGAGAAAGGCAUUGAUCCAUUCAUGAAGGUUCUGCCCCCACAACCCAAAUACCUCCUAGUAGGCCCCACCUCCCAACACCGCUGCAUUGGGACCAAGCCUCAAGGUGUAUUUACUAGAGACAGCAGAUCCCAAGUUUCAGCUUAUGCACACCUGCCUGUGCAUGUGGGUGCGCUUGUGCACACAGGCCACACACCAGACAGCAAGGUGGUCAGGGUGGGCUUCUGGGGGGCUUUAGAAGGACUGCACUGUGUCCAAAUAAGUGAAGGAUACAGAAGCUUACCAGGGCCAGAACACCAAGAGGGAACUGGGCUGGGCCACAGUGCAUGGGGCCAUGGAGCCCGAUCCUGUCCAUGGCAGGAGGUAGGUAUGAGCAGGGGCCAUAAGCAAACCCAAGUUUGACAUGGGAACAUCCUGACCACCCAUCCUCUUGGUUGGUGGAGGAUGGGCUCAGGAAAUAUCCUACCUCCCUUUGGAGAGUUUUAUUCUAUGAGACGGAAAUCAUCCCUCACAGACCCUAUAUUAAUAUUUUCAUAAAAACCACACUCACCCAUUUUGUUUGGUAAGAAGUCUUUUAUAACUCCAAAAGGCUCAAGAAAUGCAUUACAAGGCGAGCCUGGGCAACUUAGUGAGACCCUGUCUCAAAAAUAAGAAGGGAUGGGGCUAUAGCUCAGAGUGCCCCUGGGUCUGAUUCCUGGUACCACAAGGGGGCAGGGAACGAAUUUCUAAGGCCAAGAGUGGUAGAGCACUUGCCUGUCCCGUGAGGCCCCAGCACUAAAGAAAGAAAGAGAAGGGAGGAAGGAAGAAAGGAAGGGAAUUUUUACAAACUCAGGGGAAGCUGAGGUUUCUGGGAGGGGCACGGAUCCUGUUGUCUGUAUAGGGGGUCUUCCAUCCAGGCCCCAGUGCUGUAAAGCCCUGGUUCAUCCCUAGGGCAACGGUGCAGGUAGGGAUGGUGCCUGUUGACUCUGCAGCUUCCUUUCCAAUGGCUGCCUUUUCCCCACCUGUCUCCAGUGCAACAGGUAAUCGAGAACCACAUCCUCAAACUGUUCCACAGCAACCUGGGGCCCACUGACCCGGAGUGAAGGCUGCCUGGUGGGGAUGCAGACACUCAGGGAACCAAAUGGUCGGCCCAGAGCUGGGAGGACCCAGAACUGGCUUCAAAGGCAGCUCCUGGACAGGCAGUGGGAGGGGACCCUUCCCAAGAGGAACCAAUAAACCUUCUGUGCAGAAA
Messenger RNA from Ictidomys tridecemlineatus (thirteen-lined ground squirrel), 2667 nucleotides. It is a transcript of the gene Rfxank, whose product is annotated as regulatory factor X associated ankyrin containing protein. NCBI's taxonomy places the organism in Eukaryota, Metazoa, Chordata, Mammalia, Rodentia, Sciuridae. Gene Ontology annotation, biological process: positive regulation of transcription by RNA polymerase II. The record is from RefSeq and is a predicted model, not a curated record. Gene Ontology annotation, cellular component: nucleus. Gene Ontology annotation, molecular function: protein binding.